Molecule: messenger RNA, 1905 nt
Organism: Aedes aegypti (yellow fever mosquito)
Lineage: Eukaryota; Metazoa; Arthropoda; Insecta; Diptera; Culicidae
Product: cytochrome P450 9e2
Exons: 2
Coding region: 76-1677 (533 amino acids)
Molecular function (GO): oxidoreductase activity, acting on paired donors, with incorporation or reduction of molecular oxygen; iron ion binding; heme binding
Source: RefSeq, a predicted model, not a curated record
GCAAUCCGAUCGCAGUGGCCACCAGAUUCCUACCACGUCAACAAGUGUGAUAAUAAAAAAAAUCAGCAACCCGAGAUGGACCUCGAUUGGACGCAGCUGCUGGCGAUCGCAGCAAUCGUGGUCAUAAUUUAUCGCUGGUUAACCGGUGACCAUGAUUACUUCCACCACAAACCGAUUCCUUCGAUGGCGGUUCGACCCAUUAUGGGCAGUACCGGACCGCUUCUUCUGAAGCAGUGCACCUUUCCGGAGUUUAUCCAAUCCAGCUACAAAAAGUUUGCUGGUGCUCGAGUAUUUGGGCUGUUCGACACCAACAUUCCGAUGUACGUGAUUUGCGAUCCGGAUCUGAUCAAGCGAAUUGGCGUCGCCGACUUUGACCACUUCAUGGAUCACCGACCUAUCUUCGGAGCUAGCAAUUCGGACCAUCCGAAUCUGCUGUUCGAGAAGACCCUUUUCGCGUUGACCGGCCAAAAGUGGAAGAAUAUGCGAUCGACGUUGAGUCCGGCCUUCACUGGGUCCAAGAUGCGCCAGAUGUUCAAAUUUGUGGUGGACUGUAGCGAGAGUAUGGUUCGUUUCUAUCAGAGUGAACCCCAAGGAACGUCGCACGAAAUGAAAGACGUGUUCUCGCGGUUUGCUAACGAUGUGAUCGCGACUUGUGCUUUCGGGAUCGAGGUGGAUUCUUUGAGGAAAAGAAACAACGAGUUCUACGUGCAUGGGAGUAAAAUGCUUCGGCUGACUAGGCUGAGUGUUGUGGCGAGGCUUCUCGGGUAUCGAUUUGCGCCUACUUUGAUGGGUAAGCUCGGGCUGGAUAUCAACGACCAAGAGCAGAAUCAGUACUUUUCAUCGUUGGUGAAGGAAACGGUUAAGAUAAGAGAUGUGCAAGGGAUCUUGCGUCCGGAUAUGGUGCACCUGUUGAUGGAGGCCAAGAAGGGUACGCUGCACCAUCAGGAAGAGAUCGAGCAUAACAAGGGAUUCGCAACGGUUGAGGAAUCAGCUAUGACGAAAAUGCGAUCCAUGAACUCAAUGACCGAAGUCGAGAUGAUCGCACAGUGUUUGAUGUUCUUCUUGGCUGGUUUCGAUACGGUAUCGACUUGUCUGACUUUCACAGCGUACGAGUUGGCGUUGAAUCCUGCAAUACAGGAUAAGCUCUACGGAGAAAUUAAGAAAAUUCACGAAGCGAUGGGUGGGAAAUCUCUGGACUACGAAACACUUCAAAAAAUGACCUACAUGGACAUGGUGAUCUCGGAAGUGCUUCGAAAGUGGCCAGCCAUUGCCGCCCUGGAUAGACUUUGUGUGCAAGAUUACGAAAUGGACGUCGGCAAUGGGCUGAAGUUCACCAUCGAUCGAGGCAGUGGCAUAUGGAUCCCGAUCCACGCGAUGCAUCAUGAUCCCAAGUAUUAUCCAGAUCCCGAGAGGUUCCUGCCGGAAAGGUUUAGCGACGAGAACAAGGCUAGCAUUAAUAUGGGUGCGUAUCUUCCGUUUGGAAUUGGACCGAGGAAUUGCAUCGGUUCCCGCUUUGCUCUGAUGGAGGUCAAAGCGAUCGUGUAUCAUAUGCUUUUAAGGUUCAGCUUUGAGAGGACCGCCAAGACGCUGGUCCCGGUAGAAAUUGUGAAAGGGUUUGCUCCACUCAAACCCAAAGAUGGUGUGUUUCUGGAGUUUAGACCAAGAGAUGCGGUAUGAAAUGUGAUAAAAAUGUGAUAAGGGUAUUUUGAUUACGUUACCUGAGUGGUUUGUGAUGCUUCGUAGGAAAUUGUUGGGUAAUUCUGUAACGAAAGAGAUAAAUAAAUGAGAAUAGAUUAUUGUUGUGCUGCUGUGUAAAAUUGGGUCUGAAGCUGCGCUCUUAAAUAUUGAUACACAGAUAAAGUGAUCAGAUAUUAUAAUAAAUCUUUGAGCUGUUGAGUGGAAUAC